Molecule: messenger RNA, 2992 nt
Organism: Petromyzon marinus (sea lamprey)
Lineage: Eukaryota; Metazoa; Chordata; Hyperoartia; Petromyzontiformes; Petromyzontidae
Source: RefSeq, a predicted model, not a curated record
GGCGCGGGGGGAGGGGGAGCGGGAGGGGGGGCCCCGCCCUCGGGGGGCGGCACUGCGCCGGGCGGCAAGACGUGCGCGGGCUGCGGGGCGCGCAUUGCGGACCGCUUCCUGCUCUACUCGAUGGAGCGCUACUGGCACACGCGCUGCCUGCGCUGCUCCUGCUGCCAGGCGCAGCUGGGCGACAUCGGCUCCUCGUGCUACACGCGCCAGGGCAUGAUCCUGUGCCGGAACGACUACAUCAGGAUGUUUGGGCACAGCGGUGCGUGCAGCGCGUGCAGCGUCUCCAUCCCCGCCAGCGAGCUCGUCAUGCGCGCACAGGGCAGCGUCUACCACCUGAAGUGUUUCACCUGCGCCGUGUGCCGGACGCGCCUGCUGCCCGGGGACCGGUUCCACUACCUGAACGGCCGCCUCUUCUGCGAGCACGAUCGUCCCGGCGGGGUGCUGCCCCCGGGGGCCGCGCCGCACCUGGGCACACACCUACCCCCGCUGCCCUCCGCAUCGCUUCUCCCCGACCAGAAGGUCUGCUGAAGGGAUCUGCAAUAAUACCGCCCAGGUGCCUUCAUUCAAGCCUGAAACGAUUUAAUUAGCGGCUCCGCGGCGCCGCGCGGCGUUCCCAUGAGCGAGGAGGCGGGGGGCCGGGCCUCCUCCUCUGCCCCCCCCCCCACGGGGCUCAUUAUCCGCGCUCCGGGGGGGCCGCCUGCAAGCCACCGCCUCCACACUCCCCCCACGGCCGCCCACACCCCCCCUCCCCCCCCACCGCCGCCCACCACUCGCCUCUCAAAGAGCCCGGGCGCAGGAAUGCGCUCAGAUCUGCUGCCAAUUAAGCUAAUUAAUGCUAAUUAAAAGAUUUUGCUAAGCUCCCUUGUCCGCCGCCCGUUGGCUAUAUAGAGUUAGUAGCGGCUAUUGGGGGGGAGGGGGGGUUGGUUUUGCGGGGAGAGGCAAUAAUGAGACUCGGUUCCCAGGUCGUCGGCUUGUCCCUGGUGGCCGACUCGGCGAAGCGGGGGGGCCCUGUGUCUCCUGCCGUACGCGGCGGCGUUCGAUUCGGAAUCCCGGGGGCUUUCUGGGUGUUGCGCUGUUCCCACAUUUUUUUUUGUUCAACCGCGUCGCUGUCCAGUGCCGCGUUGGCGACCUUCGCGAAGGUUCUCUCCCUGCGAGGGCCCGCUCGCUCGCCCGCUCCACGACCCCAGGGGGUGUUGGCCGAGGCGACGCGGGGGGGGGGGGGGGGGGCUCUGACGACCGUGCCCGCCGCUCCUCCUCGCUUUGAGGGCGCGUGCCCCCCGUUCGUCUCGUAGGAACUGGACCACCCCCCCCCCCCACCCCUGCACACUACAUUAGUAGCCGAUGGCGACUUAUUAUUAUUGUUGUACGCAUCCCUCUCCCGUGUCACUCCCGGGUGGGACAGGCCUGUCACCAGCAUUUCAAGAUGUAACGAGGGGAGGUUGGGGGGGGGGUUGGAACUCGGUUUGUAUUUUGUAAAAUAAUAAUAAUAAUAGUAAUUUGCACAGCAAGGCCCGCCUGGUGCAGGAGAGAGGGCGACGCGGAAUGUUGCGGGGGCCGCCGGCGGUGGGAGCCAGCAAGGGCCCCGGCGGUCCCCCCCACGAGGAGCGGGGGGGGGGGGGACCGGACUGCCGCCGGAGCGUCGCUCGCCGCUCGUUGCUCGUGCGUGAGGAGGAGAGUGAGGAGGAGAGGGCGAGGAUCUAGGAGAGAGUGAGGACGAGGAGGAAGAGAGAGUGAGGCCGUCCCCUCCGUUGACUCGUGUAUCACCGUUCCUCUUCCUGCAUUACUUGUAAAAUGGAUUCUGGUUUAUAGGUAUUCGUGAUGUACAGGUUUAUUAAAAAAGGAAUCGCUAAAUUAUUUACAUUUUCUUACAAUUAAGUGUCGCACUCUGAAAAAAAAAAUGUAUAUAUAGCAAUUGCAUUUUAGUAGCUUGGUGAAUAAAGUGACGUAAACUCCGGCGUCUUGGUGCCGCCCCCCGUCUCGUUUAACCCUGACGGGAGGGUGGUCGCGGUGCCGUUAGGGAGGGGGGGGGGGGGAGAUGGCGGGGGCCCCUCCCCCCCAAAGCUCGACGAGCGGCCACAACGCAGCCGUCGGGACCGAGGAACGGCGCCUCGUCACUCUCGCGCCCGGCGGGCACGGCCGGAGCCCCGCUCACCCGGAGGGGCGACAACGCCCCCAACCCCCCCCCCCACACCACACUGCGUGCCGCCGCUCUCCACCGCCAUGCCCGAUCGCGUGGGGCAGGCGCAGAGCCCCCGGGAGGGAACGACCCUGCGAGGGGUAGCCGACGAAGCUUGCCCACAGGUUGUCCCCCUGCGGUGCUCGCGUGCGAUUUCAACGUUGACGCGUCGUCGCAUUGUUUUGCGUCCGAUCCAAGACGGGGGCCUCUCUUCCUCCUUUUUCCCGUGCACACGGAGCCCACCACUUCGUCCCGAGGCAGCAGCAGUUCCACCGUGCGCGCGCGUGUGUACGUACGCGUGUGUGUACGUACGCGUGUGUGUACGUACGCGUGUGUGUACGUACGCGUGUGUGUACGUACGUGAGUGACAUACGCACUUGGGCGGCCGUGAGAUCAAAUCGUGAUUUGGAGGGCGUCAAUUUUGCUUUGACAUCACUCUGACAUGAUGACGACGAUAAUUGUAACGAUGAUGCCCGCUCUCCAGGAAAGCCUCGCUAAUAACAGAACUGCCUAUGCCAUUUACAUUCCUUUGUGUUUGCUCGUAUUUUUUUUACUUAAUGUUUAAUUUCAUUUAGUGGCGUCGUCAUUUGUGUAAAUUGUUUCUCCCAAUCACCGAGGAGCUGCAGAGAAGCGGGAAGGCUGCCAGGCAGGGAGCCGGCACUGCCGACAAUUGUCCAAGGUUUGCAGUACCUCUACAUAUUAAGAUGUUUUCAGCGAAUUAAUGAGUGUUUCAUACAUGUAUUAAUGAGUGCAAGUGGUAGUACCCGCUCUGACACUGGUUAUAAACCUGGACAGCAAAUAAAAUGUGUAUAAAAA